Rhagoletis zephyria (snowberry fruit fly) is the source of this 841-nucleotide messenger RNA. Its product is annotated as calbindin-32. Gene Ontology annotation, cellular component: synapse; terminal bouton; nucleus. Gene Ontology annotation, molecular function: calcium ion binding. The record is from RefSeq and is a predicted model, not a curated record. Lineage: Eukaryota; Metazoa; Arthropoda; Insecta; Diptera; Tephritidae. Gene Ontology annotation, biological process: regulation of long-term synaptic potentiation; regulation of presynaptic cytosolic calcium ion concentration.
CUUUACUGUCGAAGUCUAAGUGAACCGCCUGGUAAACCUCUGUCAAUAGUGAAACGCCGAUUUGUUGUUGGAGAGCGAAAGCAGUUUCAUCCACUUAGCCAUGGAAUCUCCUAGUGCAGCCACCGCUUCAGCUGCUGCCGCUGCAGCUGCCGCCAAACGCGUACAAAUCGAGAAGGCACACAAUUUUAUGCGUCAAUAUCGGGAUCCAGAAUCGCGUGAGCUAAAGAAAUUAUCAGCCAAUCAAUUUAUGGACGUGUGGGCACAUUACGAUAAAGAUGGUAACGGUUAUAUUGAAGGAACAGAAUUGGAUGGCUUCCUGCGGGAAUUCGUUUCGAGUGCCAAUGCCACAGACAUCAGUCCAGAGGCUGUCACCGACACAAUGCUUGAGGAGCUGAAAUCUUGUUUCAUGGAGGCUUACGACGAUAAUCAGGAUGGCAAAAUCGACAUUAGAGAGCUUGCCCAACUUUUACCAAUGGAAGAGAAUUUCCUUUUGCUUUUCCGUUUCGAUAACCCGCUGGAAUCGAGUGUCGAAUUCAUGAAGAUUUGGCGUGAAUACGACACUGAUAAUUCUGGUUACAUUGAGGCUGAUGAGCUGAAAAACUUUUUGCGCGAUUUACUGAAGGAGGCCAAGAAAAUUAAUGAUGUUUCCGAGGAUAAAUUAAUUGAAUAUACCGAUACGAUGUUACAAGUCUUCGAUGCCAACAAGGAUGGACGUCUGCAACUCUCCGAAAUGGCCAAAUUGCUUCCGGUUAAAGAGAAUUUCCUUUGUCGUCAAGUUUUCAAGGGUGCCGCUAAGCUGACAAAAGAGGACAUCGAAAAAGUUUUCUCACUGUACGAUCGG